This is a messenger RNA of Zingiber officinale, 995 nucleotides long. RefSeq names its product myb-related protein P-like. The coding region runs from base 20 to 889 and encodes 289 amino acids. Lineage: Eukaryota; Viridiplantae; Streptophyta; Magnoliopsida; Zingiberales; Zingiberaceae. The transcript has 3 exons. The record is from RefSeq and is a predicted model, not a curated record.
CUCAAUCGCCACCGACGCCAUGGGAAGAGCUCCGUGCUGCGUCAAGGUCGGGAUGAAGAAGGGGAGGUGGACAGCCGAGGAGGACGAGAUCCUCAUCAAGUAUAUCGCUUCUAACGGCGAAGGAUCCUGGAGAUCGCUCCCCAAGAAUGCAGGGCUGCUGAGAUGCGGGAAGAGCUGUAGAUUGAGGUGGAUAAACUACCUCAGAUCCGACCUGAAGAGAGGCAACAUUACCAAAGAGGAGGAGGAGAUCAUCCUCAAGCUGCAUGCAACACUUGGCAACAGGUGGUCCCUCAUUGCCGGGCACCUCCCUGGAAGGACCGACAACGAGAUCAAAAACUACUGGAACUCCCACCUGAGUCGGAGGAUUCACAGUUACCGGCGAAUCAGCAGCGUCGCAAUCGACCUCAGCAAGCUUCUCGGCGGAGGCCGGACGAGGAAGUCAGCCAUGAAGAAGAUCAGAAGUACCACUACCGCUACUUCCACUACAGGGAACGUCGACGUUUACGGCCAAACUGCACCGGUUAUUGCCGCAGCGAGCCCCAUAGUUUCGCUGGGGCAGAACGAGGAGGCCCAAAGCGUGGUCAUCGAUCCAGCUGACUCGAACCAAGCCAGCAACGCCGCCGCUGCGGCUGCGGCUGUUGACCUGGACCUUGAAUUGGAGAAGAUAAUCGAGGACAUGAUCUACUCGAUCGAUCCGGAGAGGAAGAGCGACGAAGGGGCAUCACUAGUGCCGGCUCCGGAUCAGGUGGAGUACUACUGCGGAUCUUCUGAGGUGCAGCAGGACGAGUUGCUAAUGGACUGGAACUGGGAGAGCAUUGAGGCUAAGCUGUGGGACGAGUCAGGCGAAAUGGGACCAUGGACAAUGCAGUGGGACAGCGAAGAAAUAUAAUUACAACAUUUAAUGGGCUAGCCACUAGAUCAUCUCGAAGAAGAGACGAACAACAAAGAAACAUGGGAACACGACGAGACGAGCUGCAGCUGUAGAGGAGGACAGA